CAAGAAACGACAAGCAUCACCACCUUACCAAAGGGCCUCCCGGGCCUACAUAAUGUUGAAUAGCCCCGUAAAAGCCAUCUGUUCCCACAGAUGUGACUGAUCUGAAUUGAUUUACCAGUGUGAAUCUUCUUUCGUCAUUAACCGCCUUUACUUUCCAUCAAUACAUUGUACAAGUUACAUUUACAAAUAACUACCUCCUACCUAACCUCCACCGUCUGUCGUCUGCAAUAUACGAUCUACGGAAAUACCUUUUCUUAUUACCGCCAAUCUACCAACAUAUUAAGCUUUUUGACCCCUGGGCAAGUAAGGUUCCACUGGUUCCUUUAUGCUCCGCCUCAAUACCCGCUUCCCGGCAAUAAUCAUAGUCAUAGACGGCACAGUUAUCCGCAGCUGCAGCCUGUGGGAAGAGAAGGUCAAGCUUUAGGAACCCAGGUUUAGGUAGUCAAAUGACAGAGCCCAAGAAGGAAAAUGUCUUUAUUAUUACCAUAGAGCCACAUAAACCCCCUUCUUACCCGUCGGGCCACCGCGACCUUCUCCAUGGCCAAGAAACAAUGGACCAACAUUCGCUCAAGGACUCUGACAGCACUGGCAGUUCCAAGGCAAUAAUUCCUGAGGCCCCGGAUAACAAAAAGACCUCGGGUUCCAGAAUACCGCGGUGGUUACAAAUUCAAGCGACUAAGAUCCGUACAAGCCGGACUCGCCAGGCUCUCAUCGCUUUCUUUUUUGUUAUCGCUGUCGUUCUUCUCGCUGUUCUCCUAUGGCUGAACAAUAGGGGACACUUGCAGGAAGUAUUCAAGAAAACAACACAAGUCCAACUAAACCAAGGGACUUAUCUUGGCGAGGUUGUGGCGCAAAGUUCAAACCUUCCACGCAGCAUCGAAGCCUUCCGCGGAAUACCAUAUGCGCAGUCCACAGCUGGCAACAAUCGCUUCAGACCUCCGCAGCCAAUAAAUGGCACAUCAAGCAAUGUUCAACGCGCCAUCACUUCUGGCCAAAUCUGCCCUCAGGGCACUGGUGGAAAAGACCAAGGAGAGGAUUGUUUAAACCUUAAUAUUUAUAGACCCCAUUUUAGCGAUGACCCGGCGACCGCUGAGGCCGAGAUGUCAAAGCUUGGCGUUAAUGGCACGAAGUUACCGGUGGUGAUCUACGUUCAUGGUGGUGGAUUUAAUUCUGGAAAUGGCCAGGAGAGGAACAUGAUGGCAUUUGCAUCAUGGUCUGAGACCCCUCUUAUUGGCAUAAGCUUCAAUUACCGGGUUGGAGCCUUUGGCUUCCUGCCGAGUGGAGUAACCGCCAAGGAAGGUCUGCUGAAUAUAGGGUUAAAGGACCAGCAAGCGCUUUUUAAAUGGGUGCAAGACAACAUAGCCAACAUCGGCGGUGACCCAAAUAAUGUUACGAUAAUGGGUUUAAGUGCUGGUGCCCAUUCGAUUGGGCAUCACUUAAUAUCGUACUCUUCUGCGAAUAAGUUGACAUCGGCACCUGUACCUUUUCAAAAAGCAAUCCUCGAGUCCGGCGGAUCGACAGCUCGUGCUACAUUCAACCCUACUCACCCACUUCACGAGCAGCAAUUCCAAGAAUUCUUGACACACUGCGGGUUAAAUGGUACAUCUGACGAUGAAAUCUUCGAAGAGCUCCGUGCUCUUCCCUUGGACAAAGUUAUUUCUGCAUCUCACAGCGUAUACCAGCGCUGGAAUCCGAGUAUACGUUGGCCCUUCCAACCUACUAUCGAUGGACCCGGAGGUAUAAUACCAGACUUACCUAUUAAAUCUUGGGAGAAGGGACAUGUUCUACGUAUCCCGAUAAUGACGGGUUACAAUACAGACGAGGGCGCUGAUUUCAUCCCAACUCACGCAAGCAACUCGUCAGCGAUGCGCACACUAAUGUCUGCUAUCGUUCCGUCUCUCAAUAAGACAGACCUAGGAACACUCGACUCAUUAUACCCUGAUCCUAGCACCGCGAGCGGGGAAAAAUUAUACAUUGCUGAGCCACCUGCUGGCUUUGGAUCACAGUUUUGGAGGUUGGACGACGUAUACGGGCAUUACGCGUAUAUAUGCCCUGUGCUGCAGACAGCACAUUUGGCCUCGACGGCGACCGAUGCCGGUCCCGUUUAUGCAUAUCAUUACGCUGCUCGAUCGAACGCCCACGGUGGCGCAGACCAUGGCGACGAAGCCCCUAUCGUAGCUCACGACAUGAAUGUUGUUAGCAAGUAUCCAGGCAUCAUGACCAUGGCGGAUUCUAUGAAUGGCUUCUGGUCCCGGUUUGCGGUUACUGGAGACCCAAAUUCAGGGCCACAUAGGAACGAUACGGUUGGGUUCUCGUGGCCGAAGUUCAUCAGCCCGUUCGUUAAUGAUACCGCAACCGCUAGUAACGCGGAAAACGUAGGGAAAGUGGCCCUGUUUGGCGAGGGUAACGACGAACGCAUGGGGGUCCGUGGACGCCAGAACAAGGGCAUCCCAGCACAGGCAGGUAACUUGACAGAACGAUUACAAGAUGAGUGCCGCUUUUGGUGGGAUAAAGUGAUUUUUAGCGAAGGCUUCGGAAACGGAAGUACGGCACUUUCGAGUAUUACCCAAAAUGCUAAGGCGGGAGCGAGAUUAUUAUAAAUCUGGUCUGUAUAAAAUAUGGGAUGGGGAUGGCUAUCGAACUUAUAUAAAGCCUGGACGGGAUAGGAAGGAGUUUAGACACUUGUUAAAGUGUAUCUCGGGAACGCGUACGAGCGACGAUACCCUUGGUCGGUCUUGAGGGUGCAAUUUGACGAAUCGGCAUGACUUUGUUACGAUGCAUAAGCAACGGCGUUUAGGGACAUAGAUGUGUCUUAAUAAAAGAGAGGUGUUUGGAUUGGAAGAACUUCGAAUGGAGAGCUGAUGUAUAUAUAUUAGACUUGACAUAUAAGCGAAUCUAUGGUAUAUAUAUCGGAUUUAUUAUUAUUAUUAAUCACGCUACUUUUCUAGAAGAGAUUUCGUUAAUGAAUAUAGCACUAGAC
Molecule: messenger RNA, 2980 nt
Organism: Daldinia decipiens
Lineage: Eukaryota; Fungi; Ascomycota; Sordariomycetes; Xylariales; Hypoxylaceae
Product: alpha/beta-hydrolase
Exons: 3
Coding region: 447-2600 (717 amino acids)
Source: RefSeq, a predicted model, not a curated record